Schistosoma mattheei is the source of this 3080-nucleotide messenger RNA. The record is from the annotation of a GenBank genome assembly. NCBI's taxonomy places the organism in Eukaryota, Metazoa, Platyhelminthes, Trematoda, Strigeidida, Schistosomatidae.
AUUGUAACAGAGUCCUGUGAGUGACUCACAACAGUGUUAGACGAAGCUUUGCUUUGGAGCUUUGGCGGAUUGGUCUGAGAGUCCACCAAGGACUUAUCAAGUAAACAGUCAUUAGUUUUAUCUGUCUUUCCUACUCUUCUGCGUUUUCGCGUAAUCCAUUUUCCAUCAGUCGAAACAUCUACAUUAGAACAACUCGGGACAGUAAUUGUCUUAUCUGGAUCACUAGUCGCAGGUGUAGUAAUAUGGCCACCAACGUCUAAUGUGGUGUCACUCACUGAUCGUUUCGGGGAAGAACGUUAAACUGCGGGUUGCACAGCUAGAUGUCUAGCUUGCGCCAUGACAGCACUUACGACACUAACGCAAUCUUCGCCAUCAGUACCAAUGUUACCAGUACGGCCCUCAUCAACCUUCUUAUUAGCCAACAUCAGGAGGCUAACUGCUUCCUGGAUGAGUAAUGUUUUGCUCGAGCAGCAAAAACUACAAAGCCAAUGGGAGUUGGGCCUUGAGCAUCUUUUAUAUGCAGUGGGGCUUAAUCGGGUGCACAUCUUUUGGAACCACUUGUUACACUCAUCACAUUGCAUCCGUUCCUCCACGGGACAAUGAGCAAUAUGGUUGUCCACAUUUAUGUGCAGAUCUAACCAUCUUGAAAAUCAACUAGAACGGUGACAAAAACAGGAUAUGUAAAAGGAUUCUCAAACCUUAACUAAAUAAACCAGGUAAAAGUCGACCAAGCAUGCUUCGAUGCAAUAAAUAUACAAAAGCAAAAUUAAAACACUCAAUACAAUAUCACUUUAACUGGGGUAGAUCCAAUUAAAGUGUAGACGGUAGUUUUGAUGCGUAAUUUACGAUCAAAACAGUUAAUUAACUAUGAUUUACCAGUUUCUUUUUCCUCUAUUAUCGUUAAUAUACCAAGUUUCCUGUCUGGAGGUAUUGGUGAUCUACUGCUACUACACACGGAAACCCGUUAAGUGAAAGUUUCUCCUAUUCCGUCCACAGCCAUUUGACCAUUUGGUCCAGUUCAUUCAAGGUCGUAGAGGCAGAUUUAAUCUAGACCUGAGCUCUUGGGUUCAUGGUGCAUCAAAACCCUGUUUUGCAAUUCUUCCUGUUUGUGUGCACUUUAUAUGUCUCAUCAUCAUCAUCUAUACCGUGGCCACCAAAAGAAAACUAUUUUGAUCAGACUUUGGAUCACUAUAAUUUUCAAGCAAGAAACUUGACUUUCAAACAGCGUUAUCUGUAUGAAGAUAAAUGGUUCAAACCAAAUGGACCCAUCUUCUUUUAUUGUGGAAACGAAGGAGGAAUCGAUGGGUUUUGGAACAAUACAGGGCUAAUAUUCGAAUUAGCACCUAGUUUUAAUGCUUUCGUCCUGUUUGCUGAACAUAGAUACUAUGGGAAAAGUCUCCCAUUUGAUAAAAGCUUCCAGCAGCCAUAUAUUCAAUACCUUUCAGUUGACCAAGCGUUAGCAGAUUAUGCUUACUUAAUUGAAGGUAUCAAAAGUAAAUUCAACAUAAGUAGAUCCCUUGUUGUUGCAUUUGGUGGAAGCUAUGGAGGCAUGCUUGCAGCGUAUAUGAGGGCUAAAUAUCCCCAUAUAAUUAAAGGUGCUUUAGCUGCAAGUGCACCAGUUAGAUGGGUUGCAGGUGAGGGGAAUUUUCACGACUUUUUUGAACGUGUCACUAAGGACUACCAUGAUGCUGAUCCAAAAUGUUCAGAGAAGAUUAAAAACGCCUUUAACUUAGCUGUUCAGCUAUCUCAGAAACCUGAUAUCGGUUACAAACAACUCUCUAAUGACCUACGGUUAUGUAAACCUGUCCAAAAUGAUUUCGAAUUUUACUGGGUACUGAAAUGGGCUCGCAAUGCAUUUGUUAUGAUGGCUAUGUUAGAUUAUCCCUACAAGGCAUCAUUUAUGGCAAGUCUACCUGCUAAUCCUGUAAAUGUCUCGUGCGAAAUUGCGUUAUCUGUCACUGAUCUCAUUCCGACCCUUCGUGAGGCUGUUGGAGUUUUCUACAACAGUUCACAAUCUCUCUCGUGUUUCGACUAUAAAACACAGUUUAUUGAGUGCGCUGAUAUAACAGGAUGUGGUCUAGGCAGUGAUUCACUUGCUUGGGAUUUUCAGAGUUGUACAGAGAUGAAUUUACACGAUGACUCGGAUAGUACUACAAAUGAUAUGUUCACCUCUUUACCUCUAACAAAACAACAAGUAACAAGUUAUUGCCAACGAAGGUGGGGUGUUACACCAGCAUUUAAUCAAUUGUCAACAUUUUAUGGUGACAAUAUUUGGAAAACUUCAAGCAAUAUCAUAUUUUCAAAUGGGAAUUUGGAUCCAUGGAUGGGUGGUGGAAUUUUAACUGAUCAAUCAGAGAAAGUCAUCUCCUUGGUACUAGAUGGUGGAGCUCAUCAUCUUGAUUUAAGAUCACCAGAUCCAAACGACCCACCAUCAGCACGUCAAGUUCGUCAAAUUGAGGUACAAACAAUUCGUUCAUGGCUUGAUUUAUGAAACUUCUAAAUAUUCUUACUACACUUUGUAAUCUUUUUCUUUCUUUCUAAAUGAAUCAUAUCCUUCAUUCUGUUCAUUACUAUUUUUAUCUUCCCAAGGAAAUAUCAUCAUUAUCUUGUGAUUAUAAUUACUAAAUUUUUCUGAUUUGUACCCAGUGUCCCUAGAUUAUUGAAUAUUAAAUAAAAAUUAUUUUAUUAUUGUGAUAUUCUUGACCAGUAUUUUUUUAGCAUUCCAUUUUAUUGUACGGUAAAUAUAACUCAUAAGCCAUGCACUUAUGCUUGUAUAAGAUAGUUACCUCGAUUUAGUAUAUGUAAGCCAAGAGCAUUAGCUAUACAAUUCCAUGACAGAUGUUUUUAAUAGGAACACCAAAUCGCUUACAAAUCAUCUAUUGAUAUGAAUGUUUUGUAGGUAUCAUUACGAAAGUUUGACUUGAUAAUUUCGAAUAAAUUAAGCAUUGGGGUAGAUUGUUAUAAAUAAAUUAAUAUAUUUGUAGUAUUCCACUUCUUCAAAAUUGGCUUACACUGAGUCACGAAACGUCAGAAAACUUUAUUUUUCUACUCAUUGGGAUAUUACAAAUAUAUUUAUUUAU